Messenger RNA from Ipomoea triloba (trilobed morning glory), 942 nucleotides. RefSeq names its product probable NAD(P)H dehydrogenase (quinone) FQR1-like 3. Lineage: Eukaryota; Viridiplantae; Streptophyta; Magnoliopsida; Solanales; Convolvulaceae. The transcript has 4 exons. Bases 196 to 813 code for a protein of 205 amino acids. The record is from RefSeq and is a predicted model, not a curated record. Gene Ontology annotation, molecular function: FMN binding; NAD(P)H dehydrogenase (quinone) activity.
ACUAAAAAACUGGCAGGCUUUCUCUGCCGGUUCACCAAACUCACCUUUCUGGUACAAGUACUUUAGGUGCAGUGUCUUUGUCUCUGCAUGUCGGAAGAGAUAAAACUAAUAUUUUCAGAAAAAUGAGAAGUUAGAACACCGGCAGAACAGAUUAUAAGAUUACCGUUCUCUGGUUUCACUGAUCGAGACUGCGCCAUGGCCACUACAAACGUGUAUAUAGUGUUUUACUCCCUGUACGGGCAUGUGGAGACCAUGGCGAGAGAGAUACAGAAGGGGGCGAAUUCUGUGGAUGGCGUCAAAGCAACACUUUGGCAGGUUCCUGAGACCCUUCCCGACAGGGUUUUGGAGAAGAUGAAGAGUCAUCCCAAAGCCGAUGAUGUUCCUGUGAUCUCGCCUGAACAGCUUUUGGAGGCUGAUGGUUUCCUCUUUGGUAGCCCUUCUAGGUUUGGGGUGAUGGCUGCUCAGAUGAAGGCUUUUUUUGAUGCCACACAUCCGUUGUGGGCCACUCAAGCUCUCGCCGGAAAGCCCGCCGGAAUCUUCUGGAGUACCGGCUUCCAUGGCGGCGGCCAAGAACUUACAGCGUUAACAGCAAUAACACAAUUAGCACAUCAUGGCAUGAUAUUUGUGCCUGUUGGAUACACUUUUGGGAGUGGAAUGUUUGAGAUGAAUGAAGUGAGAGGAGGGUCCAGCUAUGGGGCUGGAACAUAUGCAGCAGAUGGAUCUCGUCAGCCCACACAACUGGAACUGCAACAGGCCUUUCAUCAAGGGAAGUACACUGCAGAAAUCACCAAGAAGCUCAAGACCAAAACUUGAAUCAUAGUAUGAAUAUAUGCCCAGAUCUUGAUCACAACUGUAUAUCAACAAAAGUUUAGUUGCACAUGUACAUUGUUGUUUUGUUCCCAACAUCUAAUUUAAAGUAUAACUAUUAUUAUAAGCUCUCAA